UCCUCUGCUACUUCUGCAUUAGCUAGCGAACAACUUACUUGCGUAUUAGCUACAAACCGUGAUUCCACCCGAUCUGGGACUGUCUUGGCCGCUCUUUUUUCCGAUCCUCUCCCCAAUCAAUCCUUCUCUUCGCCUUCUCCUCUCCCCAUCAUCUUUCCUCGAUCCCACGGUCCUACCCCGUUCAAUACCGUCAAAGUGUCUUCCCUCGCAGUUCCCCGUACCAUUUCCUUCCCCCCGGGGGUGGAUACUCAACCGCAACGGUUGAGUCCGGAUUCCAGCAUGUCCCAGAACAAGGGUGGACGGAGGAGACGGUCAAGCAGCAUCAUUUAUCAGGAGCCACCGGAAUCCAUUGAGCGCACCAGCGACCAGGCUGCCUUGCCCAAUCUAAAUGCGAACUGGGUCAAUGCCAAGGGUGCCUGGACCAUUCAUUUCGUUUUAAUCGUUGCCUUGAAGAUCUUCUACGACAUCAUUCCCGGGGUCUCGCAGGAAACCUCAUGGACCCUGACCAAUAUCAGCUACAUGUUCGGCUCGUUUCUUAUGUUCCACUGGGUGCGGGGCAUCCCUUUCGAAUUCAAUGCGGGUGCCUAUGAUAAUCUCAACAUGUGGGAGCAAAUUGACAAUGGAGAUCAAUAUACCCCGACGAAGAAGUUCUUGCUAUGCGUGCCGAUCUGUCUUUUCCUUCUCAGCACGCAUUAUACCCAUUACGACCUGACGUAUUUCACCAUCAACUUCUUAGCAACUCUGGGAGUGGUCAUUCCGAAGCUGCCAUUUUCCCACCGACUGCGGAUAGGUCUUUUCUCUCCUGAACCAGAGGAGUAG
This is a messenger RNA of Aspergillus bombycis, 819 nucleotides long. RefSeq names its product ORMDL family protein. The record is from RefSeq and is a predicted model, not a curated record. Gene Ontology annotation, biological process: negative regulation of ceramide biosynthetic process; intracellular sphingolipid homeostasis; ceramide metabolic process. Gene Ontology annotation, cellular component: endoplasmic reticulum membrane. The annotation marks the transcript as partial. NCBI's taxonomy places the organism in Eukaryota, Fungi, Ascomycota, Eurotiomycetes, Eurotiales, Aspergillaceae. The transcript has 3 exons.